Molecule: messenger RNA, 2182 nt
Organism: Armigeres subalbatus
Lineage: Eukaryota; Metazoa; Arthropoda; Insecta; Diptera; Culicidae
Product: tubulin alpha-3 chain-like
Exons: 6
Coding region: 150-1529 (459 amino acids)
Biological process (GO): mitotic cell cycle; microtubule cytoskeleton organization
Cellular component (GO): cytoplasm; microtubule
Molecular function (GO): GTP binding; structural constituent of cytoskeleton
Source: RefSeq, a predicted model, not a curated record
UCAUAGGAGCCUUGAAAAUCAAAUUAUAGUUUUCUGUCAUUCUUUUCCAAAUUUUCAAGUGAAGUGGACACACAAACCAAAUUUGCCUUGGAAAUUUCUCAAAAUUUCAAGUUUAUUCAGAAAGCAUAAAAAAAUAAAACACUCAAAAAAUGAGCUUCAGUAACCGCGAGACCAUUUCCGUCCACAUUGGGCAGGCUGGAAUUCAGCUGGGAAAUUCGACGUGGGAGCUAUACUGUCUGGAACACCAAAUCGCUCGGGAUGGCCAGCUGAGCGAAUUGGAACCAAACUGCGCGGACGAUGGUAACAGCUUCGUUGGCACCUUUUUCCAGAGGACCGCAGCAGACCGAUACGUCCCACGAGCAAUACUGGUGGACACAGAACCCACCGUGAUAGAUCAGGUCAAAACCGGCCCGUUCAAGAAUCUGUUCCACCCGGAUAAUCUGAUCAGCGGAAAGGAGGACGCGGCGAACAACUUUGCUCGGGGCCACUUUCACAUCGGUAAGCAACUGCUCGACAGUACCAUGGACGUCAUCCGGCGAACAGCGGAGGAAGCUAACAGCCUGCAGGGCUUCUUCAUGUUCCACUCGUUUGGUGGUGGCACUGGGUCGGGAUUCGCAUCGUUGUUGGCGCAAAAGUUGGCCGAUAACUUUUCUAAAAAGUGCAAACUGGAAGUUGCCAUCUAUCCGUCGCCUCAUAUCUGCACCAGCGUGGUAGAGCCGUACAACUCCGUUCUGACCACUCACACCUCAAUGGACCACUCGGAUUGUACCUUCCUGGUGGAUAACCAAGCCAUCUACGAUAUCUGUAACAAAAAAUUGAACGUCGAACGUCCUGAAUAUCUCAACUUGAACCGGUUGAUCAGCCAAGUGGUGUCCAGCAUAACGGCGUCGCUUCGAUUUGGCGGGGCACUGAAUGUGGACAUGAAUGAGUUCCAGACCAACUUGGUACCGUAUCCACGAAUCCAUUUUCCGUUGGCUUCGUUUGCUCCCGUGGUUCCGGUUGAGAAGCGCAACCAUGCAACUAUGGCCGUGUCGGACCUCACCGCUCAACUGUUCGAAGCUGACAACCAGAUGGUGAAAUGUGAUUUGAACAAAGGCAAGUACAUGGCGUGCUGCUUGCUGUACCGCGGUGAUGUGGUGCCGAAGGACGUCAACGCUGCCAUAGCCGGUAUCAAGUACAAGCGCACGCUUCGCUUUGUCGAUUGGUGCCCCACCGGGUUCAAGGUUGGCAUAAACCACAAAAGUCCUGUCAUGUUUGCGGAUGGUGAUCUGGCGCCGGUGCAUCGGGGGAUCUCCAUGUUGGCUUCGAACACGGCCAUCGUGGAAGCGUGGUCAAGGCUGAACCACAAGUUUGAUAUGAUGUACUCGAAACGGGCGUUCGUACACUGGUUCGUUAACGAGGGCAUGGAGGAGGCGCUCUUCAGAGAAGCGCGUGAAAACCUGGCUGCCCUGGAAAUGGAUUACCUCGAGGCGGAAAAGGACUGUGAGGACCAAACUGCGUCAUCGGACCAUUCGAACGAAGAGUUCUAAUUCUGGUCUGUGAUAGUAUAUGAACGUUGCAGUCGGACAUGUUACUGUGGUAAUACGGUUUAAAUAAGUUUAUUAUUCUCUUUGAAAUUAUUCUACGACAGUUUCAGCAAACUGAUACAAACUAAUAAAAAAAAUUAUAUUUAUUCCACUCGUGUUGGCGAGCUUAACAAUGCAACAAAUUUGUGUAUAGCAUUUUUAUCUCUAAGGUUCAAAUUUUAUUCAGACCAAAUUUAGUUAAUUUUUUAUCAUUUCUAUGGUGCAUUACAAUAUAUAGCGUACGUGCGUCCACGAGACGAUUGUUUAAUUUAGUUUUGAAUAUUGAAAGCCAUUACAGCACGUUUUCUUUUUAUCUUUUGCGCUUAGCAUUAUUUAGCUUGGAGUAGCCUUUUUCUGAGUUAAAUUUGUAUUUAGUUGACUUUUGGGUUUUGUUUUUAAAAGUUGCUUAACUUCUAUAUAUAGAUAUAAUUUUCAUAGGUUUGUUACCAUUGUAAUGAGUGUAUAGCUGCUAAUGAACUACAUUUUAUCUGCUAAUGUUGGUUUCGUCUAGAUGGUAGUUUUCUACGUUUAUUCGUUUAAAUUACUUUUAUCAAUAGUAGGUAUAAGAAGAUGUAUAUAGGCUCUGAAAAUCAAAAAAUAAAUCCUUAUGAAUUAAA